AGCUGUGUGUUAUACGGUUUCACGCGCGGCACACGUGUUCGUCCGCGUUCGUUACGCGAUCCCGGACCGUUCGGGAUUAAUGACAAAUAUGUUCUGAUCUAAAAUAUACAUAAUAAUAUUAUGAGCAAACACGUACGAACGAUUUAAUYGAUUUUUUUUUUUUGACGAUAAUUAUAUUAACAAAAACAAGUGCUGCCUGACCGCUUUUUAUUUUGUUCCAAUACUCGAGUUGACGUGUUUUAGUUUUCCAAAAAAUUUCGAUGAAACCGUAAACGACAUACUUUAGUUGAAACGACCAAGACGCAUACCGCCGCGAUCGGACUGUAAAUAUGAAGAAACCGGUCGUCGUCGUCAGUGGCUCAUCCAUCAUCGCAAUGUGGACGUCGUCCCGGAUCGGUCGCCAAGUGACCUCUGCGUUCAUGUGCAACCGUCACCUGCAGCUGCUUCAACGGCAGCACCAGCACCAACAACAACUCCAGCACCAACAGCAUCACCUACAGUUGUAUUCCUCGACGGCAGACGGAGCAGUGGCCUCGCCAUUGCGUUGCAUCAAGAAAAAAUCUGACCGGGCACCGCCCAAGCACCUGGUGGACGAGAGGGUUGUCCGUGCGAUCGGUGGCCGUGGCGGUGACGGGCGCGUGUCGUUCAUGAARCUUUUCGGCAAUGAGAAUGCAGGCCCAGACGGCGGGGACGGAGGUAACGGUGGCCACGUGGUGUUCCGAGCGGCCGAGAACGUAACCGGGCUAGGGCACUUAGCCGUUGAGCUUAAGGCGGCCGAUGGCGAGCGGGGCUACARCAAGGACUGCCACGGCAAGUGCGCAAAUCAUGAGUAUGUGGACGUGCCGGUUGGCACUGUGAUCAAGGAUGGCGAUGGCCGGGUGGUUGGUGACCUGAGCCGGCCUGGUGUCAUGUUCGUGGCGGCCAGGGGUGGGGCGGGCGGGCACGGUAACCGUUACUUCGCCACAGACACGGAGCAGGCGCCCGAGGUGGCCGAAUUGGGCGGUGCAGGCGAGGUACUCAGGUACACGCUAGAGCUGAGCAGCAUCGCCGAUUUCGGGUUGCUGGGCUUUCCUAACGCGGGCAAAAGCACUCUGCUCCGAGCCAUCACUAGGGCCCGACCCAAGGUUGCCCCGUACCCAUUCACUACGCUCCAGCCGCACUUGGGCGUGAUCCGGUACGACGACCAAGAGUCKGUGGUCGUGGCAGAUUUGCCCGGGCUCAUCGAGGACUCACACCGCGACCGCGGCUUGGGCGUGUCGUUCCUGCGGCACGUACAGCGGUGUACCGCGCUGUUAUUGGUCGUCGACCUGUCCGCGCCCGAGCCAUGGACGUACGUGGAUGUGCUCAGGCACGAGGUCCGGUGCUUCUCCGCCACGGUGCUCGACCGGCCGCAGCUGAUCGUGGCCAACAAGGUAGACGUGGACGGCGCCAGAGACAACUUGGCCGAGCUCAGGCGUCGGUUGCCUGACGACGAAAUCGUCGAGAUAUCCGCCAAGCACGGUGUCAACUUAGAGUGCCUACUGAAGUGCAUGAAGCGAGUGUACGACCAUCGGCGCAGAUCUAUAGAAGCGGACGCCGCCGAUGAUUUUGACUAGACUGCACCAGUAAAACGAUGAUCAAUCAUCACGUUAUAAUGCUGUAUUAUUAUUAUUAUUAUUAUUAUUACUAUCGAACUUUAUAUAGGUCGUGAUCUAUAUAGUGAUUUUUGUGUUCAAUGUAUUAUUUGUGUUUAUAACAAAAUGUAUACUUUAUAAUAAAAUGAUGACUAUACUGUUACACUCAUAUACUUAGAAAUCAUUUAUUUUUAUUUUAUCAGAAUUAUAUACCUAGCUACUUACCAUUUUUACACUGUUUUUUUCCUCAGAGAGCGGUAUCGCUGUUUUUUUUUUUUGCUAUUAACGUUUGAUGUAACAUUUUACAAUUGUUUUCKUUUUAACACUACAUAUUAGCUCAUAUAAAUCUGAUUAUUUAAAAAAAUUCUAUAUUUUGCUAGCUGCUUUMUUUUUUSUGUAACUUGUCAGAUUUGAAUGCAUCAGUGUAUAUUAGUUAUAGUUAGUUAUUAGUUAUUAGUCAGUUAUUAGUUAUUAGUCAGUUAUUAGUUAUUAGUCAGUGUAUAUUAGUUAUACACAAUUCAUCCUUGUCUAAUAGUAUAAUAUAGGYCCGUGUUAUAUAUACCUACAGUUAAGUAACUAAG
Molecule: messenger RNA, 2194 nt
Organism: Diuraphis noxia (Russian wheat aphid)
Lineage: Eukaryota; Metazoa; Arthropoda; Insecta; Hemiptera; Aphididae
Product: mitochondrial ribosome-associated GTPase 2
Cellular component (GO): mitochondrion
Molecular function (GO): GTP binding; GTPase activity; magnesium ion binding
Source: RefSeq, a predicted model, not a curated record